AUGGCCGGCGCGAGUACUUCGAAUGCCAAGGGAAGUGGGUUGUUCAGCCGAGAAUUAACCGAAGUGCUAUUCGGCCAAGGCAUUCACCGCGCGGGCUCCUCUCUCGACUCCGAGAAAUCAAAGGCAACCAAUAGAGUGGUGAUCACGCUAAUCCCUGGUAUUAAUGCAGGUGCGUUGCAGAUACUUCAGACGGCAUGGUGGGUGUGA
Clonostachys rhizophaga is the source of this 207-nucleotide messenger RNA. The record is from the annotation of a GenBank genome assembly. Lineage: Eukaryota; Fungi; Ascomycota; Sordariomycetes; Hypocreales; Bionectriaceae.